AUGAAUCAAAACUCUGGGACUAAUCCUACAUCCACCAAUGAACCAUUUCCUUGGCCUGAACGGCUCCUCAGUGUGGUUAUUCCCCUCCACCAUGACUUAUUCACCCACAUAAAUCUCACUCUGGACUUCACUGCCUCUGAGAAGAGUCAGGUCUUAGGCAGAGAUGCUACACUGCUUCAUCCUGUACACCAAAGUCCUAGAACCACAAACACCCUUUAGCCGGAGGAAGAUUUGAGAUUCAAGAAACCAGGAAAAAAAUCUAAACAAAACAAAACUCUGCAUGUGUUGCAUAACUCUGCUCAUCAACAAAUUGUACUGCUAGUUCCAGAGAAACUGACCGCUGGCCUCAGAUAGUAUGGGGCUAUCGAUGUCCAGGCUAAGUUAGCUGAUGGCUUUGAAGGAUUUUUAAAAAGCACAUAUGAGAGUCUUGAUGGUGAAACAAGGAUAAUUGCAGUAAUAGAUUUUGUAAUAACCCAGGCAAGGAUGGACUUCCCCUGUUUUGAGGAACCACUGUUCAAAGACAACGUUUCAAUCAAUAUAAUGAGUAAGAGCAGACACAUUGGACUUUCACAUGCCAAAGCACUUCCAUCUUCAAAAGUUGAAACAAUUGAACUCGAAGGGGGCCUUGUGGAGGACCAGUGCAAAGCUAGCUGUUUUAUUGCCUACAUAGUCUUUGAUUUUGACUCUGUGAGCUGCACAACCUCAUCAGGGGUCAAGAACAUAGAAUCCUUCAGGUAUGUAUCCAGGUAUCUAGAAACCCCCAUAACAUUUUCCACAGUGAUAGAAUCAGAUUAUCCUCCCUGA
Molecule: messenger RNA, 804 nt
Organism: Mus pahari (shrew mouse)
Lineage: Eukaryota; Metazoa; Chordata; Mammalia; Rodentia; Muridae
Product: endoplasmic reticulum aminopeptidase 2
Biological process (GO): proteolysis; peptide catabolic process
Cellular component (GO): cytoplasm
Molecular function (GO): metalloaminopeptidase activity; peptide binding; zinc ion binding
Source: RefSeq, a predicted model, not a curated record